Molecule: messenger RNA, 1303 nt
Organism: Chelonus insularis
Lineage: Eukaryota; Metazoa; Arthropoda; Insecta; Hymenoptera; Braconidae
Gene: nac
Product: GDP-fucose transporter nac
Exons: 4
Coding region: 75-1079 (334 amino acids)
Biological process (GO): GDP-fucose import into Golgi lumen; protein O-linked glycosylation via fucose
Cellular component (GO): Golgi apparatus
Molecular function (GO): GDP-fucose transmembrane transporter activity; antiporter activity
Source: RefSeq, a predicted model, not a curated record
GUAACACACAUGACAUUCCUGAAAUCGAGAAAUAAUUUUUAUUUAUUUCAAAAAACAUUUACAAAAGAAAAAAAAUGAUUUUAGAAGACCAACUUUCAACCAAAUACAUUAAAAUCAUCACAGCUGUAACUGCAUAUUGGAUAAUAUCUAUUCUAACAGUAUUUGUAAAUAAAAAUCUUUUAUCAAGUAAACAAGUAAAUCUGGAUGCUCCGAUGUUUAUAACGUGGUUCCAAUGCGCUGUUACGAUGUUUAUAUGUUUUUCGUUGAGUAAACUUGCAAAAUCUUACCCGAAAGUAAUAUCAUUUCCUGAUGGUAAUCCUUAUACUAUUAAUAAUUUCAAAAAAGUAUUGCCUCUUUCCAUUUUAUUCACUUUGAUGGUAGCUAGUAAUAAUUUAUGUUUAAAAUAUGUUGACGUCGCCUUCUAUUAUAUUGGAAGAUCCUUAACAACUGUCUUUAAUGUUAUAUUCACUUAUUUAAUACUCGGAAACAAGACAUCUCUACGUUGCAUUAUUUGUUGUGCAGUCAUAAUAAGUGGAUUCUGGUUAGGAGUAGAUCAAGAAAAUAUUGCCGGAUCUUUGUCUGUUCUCGGGACAUUUUUUGGGGUAUUAGGUUCAUUGAGCUUGUCGUUAUACUCCAUUUAUACAAAAAAAAUUCUUCCGUUUGUUAAUGAUGAAAUUUGGCUAUUAUCAUAUUACAAUAAUGCAUACAGCAUUUUUCUGUUUAUUCCUUUAAUACUUAUAAAUGGUGAAUAUCAGAUCAUUUUAAAUUAUAAUAAAUUUAAUGAUCUUUAUUUUUGGUUUAUCAUGGUUAGUGGAGGAGUUUGUGGUUUUGCAAUUGGAUAUGUAAGUGCUUUACAAAUACAAGUGACUUCACCAUUAACUCAUAAUAUUAGUGGAACAGCCAAAGCGUGUGCACAAACUGUUUUAGCAUCAUACUGGUAUAAUGAAAGAAAGCCAUUUUUGUGGUGGAUUAGUAAUUUUGCUGUGCUAGGAGCGUCUGCAAUGUAUGCAAGGUUUAAGCAACUUGAUUUAAAAAAAGCUUUUAAAGCCGAAAAAUUUAUAAGAAUUGAAAAAAAUUAAUGUUAAUUCAGACUACCAUUGAUGAUUAUUGAUUAGCGCUUAAACUAUAUUAUACGAAACAAAAGUCAAUUUAAUAUUAAUCUUUAUUCAGAAAUUUGCGGAAUAAAACUUUUAGAGAUACUUUUAGUAUUCUAUUCGUAUGUUUAUAACCAAAAAUCAUUGUUCAUUAAAUAGAGUUGUUUAACUGUAAAUAAAAGGCUUUUUAAAUUAUAUUUUUAAUGUUA